Molecule: messenger RNA, 853 nt
Organism: Dendronephthya gigantea
Lineage: Eukaryota; Metazoa; Cnidaria; Anthozoa; Malacalcyonacea; Nephtheidae
Exons: 2
Coding region: 41-613 (190 amino acids)
Source: RefSeq, a predicted model, not a curated record
CACUUAAAGAACAGUACGUUAGUAUACAUAUGAAUUCACGAUGGAUAGCAGUUUACAAAAAUGCUUAAGAACUGCUGAAUGGAUCAGCAAGAGCCCGCUAUCAGGUGGCGAGUUUGUACCAACAAGUGCAGAUGAAAGGAAAUCAUUCACAAAGGUUUUCGGGCCAACCACGCCACAGAAACAGUAUCUAAUAAAAGUGAAAGAUUCCACACUCUGCCUCAGUGAAAAUACAUAUUUACACAGAGAACCUGUUCAAGCAAACGACUGGCAAACCAAGCUAAGUGAUGAAAAAUUGGAGGCACACGAAAAAUUUGAAAAUAAUUGUUUAAGCAGUUGUGUGGACGAUGAAAUGAAAAGAAUGCAGCGUUCGAAAUUUCUUAACACGAAAUUGUCAUCGGUUGAUGGUAGAGGGGUGCGGAAGAGGGAAAUAUGGAAUGAUGGCAGUUUGGUGGAUAAUCAAAGGGAGAAAAUGUUCGGAAAGGAGGGGUUAGAAAAGAAUGGGAGUCUGUGUGAGGUGAAAGGUGUGAUGCUGAGAAAUAACGAGGAAAAAAUUGGCAAAUACUCGAGACAAUCAAGAAACAUAAUUGGUUUAGCUAAAACUUCCAAAUUCUGACCACAGAAUCAGAAGACCACAGUAUAAAUUGUGUUAUCAAUGGUAAACCUAGUAAUGCAUUGUGGAAUUGGUUGGUGCAACAAUUUACCAUGAAGUAUGUCAUAUGACCAGCCUGUAAUUUGUUGACAAAGCAUGUCCGUAAUUGGUAAACUGGUGCAUUGCCUAAUCUGAAACACGCUUUUACCCAAAAUUUUGUCAUAACACCAAGAGAUUUUUUUAAAAAAAGGUCUAUAGACUCUA